Messenger RNA from Schistocerca serialis cubense, 939 nucleotides. RefSeq lists its product as uncharacterized. The transcript has 5 exons. The record is from RefSeq and is a predicted model, not a curated record. NCBI's taxonomy places the organism in Eukaryota, Metazoa, Arthropoda, Insecta, Orthoptera, Acrididae. The coding region runs from base 80 to 667 and encodes 195 amino acids.
GCCGCCGUCGGCGUGUAACGAACGAGCGCGCGUUCUCAUUUGUAGUCUACGGCGCCUGGUCAGUCACACUGCAUUCACAAUGCGGGCCACUGUGUGCUCGAUAGUCCUCAUUCUCUCCAGCUUGGGCUUCAUCAGUGUUACCAAUGCACAGGAUGGCCGCUGUUCGGUAACUUGCCGAGACCAUCCCAGCUCUACUGCGGGUGGCAGGCUGCUAACUCUGCGGCUGUCUUCUACGGGAGAGAGUCUGGGACAGCUGGUACACGACACACCAGGCUCCAGCGCAGCAAACCGGAUGUACCCGACCUUCGGAGGAAAUGCAACAGAGUCUCACAGAAACGACUACCCCAGUGAGGCUCCAGAAAGUCGCCUCUUCAUUGGACGCAGGAAACACCUACGUGUCUGUGCGAAUUACUGCUCCAACCCACGGACAUCUGACGAGAGAUCGACAUCGCAGCAUCAAGAUGCUUUCAGAUUCAAUAAUCGAAACGAACUGACCUUGACCCCUUCGUCAAGGCCAGGAAAUGGGAUCUCUAGAAGCGAACCCAAAGUUCUAGGGAAGUCUGACGCUGAUUCUACAAAGAAGUUCGGCAUUCAAAAUGCGAAAAAGUUUAUUGUAGCAAAACAUGGACAUGAUAAAUCUUCUAGGGUCAGCCACAGGAAGAUUUAGUCUUGAACUCUGGGCACUGGAUUGCAACAUGUAGUGAUGUAGUCUUGAAGUAUUAUUCUUCUGUAUGAACAUAGAGCUCACUGUGACGUACUACGUUGCGUGACAUAUUUGCAUAAUUCAACAAAUGAGUAGGUUUUGAGAACGUGCAGCAGACUGUAAACAAAAAAUUUAAAAAUCUGUUGUUACGUUAUAUGAUUUGUUCCAUAGAUACAUAGGACGAAGAAUAUGUCAUGAAAAAAAGAAUAUGUAAUACAUAUUUACAAAAAAACUGA